UAAAAACGUCUGGUAGGACAAGCAGCACGUUUCAAGCUAUUAGAAAUGCAUGCAGGGAUCCGGGGUCCCGGCGGCCGCCGUCUCCAGCGCGGCGCCUCCCGCCGGCCGACUCCAGCACUUCUGCCUCCCUCAGAUCUCCCGACUGCCCUCGACCUGUCUGCCUCCCUCCAACCUGCCCGCCGGCGCCCACCAAGCUGCCUCACUCCGACCAGCCGCCGGCCUGCACCAAGCAACCCGCCGCCGCCACAGCCCGGCCGCGCCGCCGCCUCAGGCCGAGCACGCCCCCGAUCCAGAUCCAGGGAACUACCUGUGCCCACACUGGCAUCGUCAUCCACUUCUUCGUGCUCUCCCCCUCGAGAUGUGGACAGCCCUCCGAAAAAGAAGAGUGGCAGCUUGGUUCAUGACAACCUAAUCUUUGGCAAUAAGGUCCGAGCACUGAAGAAGGAAUGGAGAGCCAUACGUGAUCUCCAGAUCAAGGAAACCGGAUUGGGCCGUUCCUCUGAUGGUUCUGUCAAUGCUUCUGACCAAUGGUGGGAAGAGAACAGCAAGGACCAGCAGAAGGAGCUCAAGCAUGGCCUUCCUGACUACCUCCCAGAAAUGGACAAGAUGUUCCAAGGCGUGUGUGUCACAGGGGAAACUUCAUAUGUUCCUGGCCGCCGCAAAGGGCCACAGACCAUUAGCAGUGACGAAGAUGAAGAUGGCGGCGACACCACUCCACAGAGCACUCCACACAGCAGUGGCAGCAAGAGGAGCUUCAGCAGCCGCACUCGCAGCACCGGCAGCAGCCCAAGCAAGAAGUCCAGGAGCCCAGCAGUGCGUGCAAUGCAGUCCAACAUGAGGGAGCUCAACGUCAUUCUGGAGAACAGGACUGCAGCACAGAACCAGAUUUGGGCGGAUAGGCAGAAAAGAGAGGAACAACUUGAGGAACAGAAGAGAGUCAGGAGGAAGCGAGUGAGGGAGAUGGCUAGGCAGCUGGGGGUAGCUGGAGAUAGCCGCCUUUGGGUUGGAGUUCUCAAGUUAGUCCGUUCUGAUGAGGACAUGGAGUCUUUUGAGGAAGCAGAUGAAGAAGGAAGAAAAUGCAUCCUUGCACACCUAUCUGGGGAAGCUGACGAACCUUCAGCAGUGGUGGAGGCUGAUGCUGGUAGGAAGCAGCUGUGGGAGCAGGAUUUUUUUGGCAUGCUGGCAGAGGAGGAUCAUGAAGACAUUGCAUUGAUAUAUGGGAAGUUCUAUCUGGUGGACUCCGGAUACCCCAACCGUCCAGGUUACCUGGUUCCGUACAAGGGAACCAUGUACCAUAUUCAAGACUUCCAAAACGUCGCAGAACCACGAGGUAAAAAGGAGACUUUCAAUUAUGCCCAUUCAUCUCUUAGAAAUGUCAUUGAAAGGGCAUUUGGUGUACUGAAAAUGAAGUGGCGCAUAUUGAUGCUAAUCCCUUGCUAUCCUCCCGGAACGCAAACGAAGAUUAUUGUUGCUUGUAUGGCUUUGCAUAAUUUCAUAAGAUUGAGUGGGCUGGACGAUAAUGACUUUGGGCUGGUAGAUCAACAUGUGCAUUAUGUGCCGCCAGACGCCUCUAUUGAUCAGCUUGAAACUGUUGAUGCCCCAGAUAUUGAAGAUGUUGCACAGAUGAAUUCAUUUCGUGAUUAUAUUGCUGACCACCUGUACAAUAGAGCCUGAGGACUUGUAUUUGCAUUAGUUUGCUGAGAACUUGUACUUUAGAUUUAUUUGUUCACAAACUGUAAUAAUGCUAGUUCUUUCGGAUAUUUGUUGAUUGUAUCAAAUGUUUGCUCAGAAGUUGCAUGCGGUGUGUAAUAUGGUCCAGUUUUCAAAACUUGUAAUAUUGUCUGUUCAGAGGAUUUGAAAAAAAAUCUGAGCUUGUGAGUAGUGUUGCAUUUGAUAUAAA
Panicum hallii is the source of this 1900-nucleotide messenger RNA. RefSeq lists its product as uncharacterized. NCBI's taxonomy places the organism in Eukaryota, Viridiplantae, Streptophyta, Magnoliopsida, Poales, Poaceae. The transcript is spliced from 5 exons. The coding region runs from base 46 to 1674 and encodes 542 amino acids. The record is from RefSeq and is a predicted model, not a curated record.